Molecule: messenger RNA, 549 nt
Organism: Acanthoscelides obtectus
Lineage: Eukaryota; Metazoa; Arthropoda; Insecta; Coleoptera; Chrysomelidae
Source: the annotation of a GenBank genome assembly
AUGAACUGGCAGAUCAAUCUGCAAGGCAGGCUGCUGCCGCAACUGGAAUUGACUGGAGGAAGAGGUGCCCCCAUCACACUUUCCCUCUACCCUCCGAGAGAGAACAUUCAUGCUGUAAUCAGAGGAGUACAUGCGACACUUUCGGAAAUUGAGAUCAAGGAAGAGUUGCAACAGAGGGGAUAUUCCCCCCUGCACAUAAUUCGCCUGAAACGCGGUGGCGGCGUGCCCAUGCCUUUGGUGGUAGUCAUACUGCCCAAGAUAGAAAAAUCUCAGCAGCUGUUCAACGAACACGAGCUGCUAGGUUUGGCUAUCCGAGUCGAAGUUCAAAAGAACUCAAGACUCAUCGGGCAGUGUCACCGCUGCCAAAAAUAUGGGCAUGCGCAAUCUUACUGCACUGCACCACCUAAAUGUCUAAAAUGUGCCUCUGACCACAUGACCCACUUAUGCCCUCAAACAGAACAAGAGGAACGAAGUGCGCGAACUGUGGAGGGGGGCAUCCAGCGAAUAGCCGAACUUGCAGAUUUGCCCCUAAGAAAAAUCUGCAAGUGA